CUGCGGGGGAAAAGAGCUAGGAAAACUGCAAAGCGGUGUGGGCUUUUUCCUCUUUUUUGCUCCUUCUAAUUACCCUCUCCUCCGCUUGCAUCCUUCUCCGGGCUUCACGCCGAACCUGCGAAUUUCGAAGAGGUGGUUGGAGAGUGGGAGAAAAGAGGUGUUAGGGUUUUGGAUUUGAGUGUUUUUUUGGUUGUUAUUGUUUUGUUUUUUCUUGAUUUCAACAGUUUCCCUACCCUUGCGCCUGCAGCUGCCGCUUUCUACCUGUUCCGCGGCAGCAGCGCGCCGCUAGCCGCUGGCGGUUAGAAAGGAGCAGGGUGUACUUUAGAUUUUAAACAAAAUUUUUGAAGACAAAUCCACUUUUCUCCCCCCACCCCGUCUCCUCCACAGCCUCCGAGCUCUUUAUUCGGUGGUUGCUUUGGGGUGGACAAUUUUUGGCUUUUCCCCCUGCAGUUCUGACCAGGUCCGGCUUGGGGGUUGUUUGUCCAGCCCCACACCCAGGGCGUGCACCUGGCGCUGCUCUUUUGCCCCCAACCUGUUGCAAGUCUUUCAUCCUUGUAACUGGGACUUGCUUGCAGGCACCCCAGCCCUCUAACUCUCCCCACAUUUUGCAAUUGUCUGGGCGAGGGCACCUGCCGGCUCCCUCCUGGCCGCUUUCUCCCUGCUCUCUCGCUCUCCUGCCCCGCCCCAAGGUAAAGGGAGAGAUUUGAAGAUGGUGCUCACCGCUGUCCUACUGCUGUUGGCUGCCUUUGCGGGGCCGGCCCAGGGUCUGGGCUCCUUCGUGCACUGCGAACCCUGCGACGAGAAAGCCCUCUCCAUGUGCCCCCCUAGCCCCCUGGGCUGCGAGCUAGUCAAGGAGCCCGGCUGCGGCUGCUGCAUGACUUGCGCCCUGGCCGAGGGACAGUCGUGCGGCGUCUACACUGAGCGCUGCGCCCAGGGGCUGCGCUGCCUCCCCAGGCAGGACGAGGAGAAACCGCUGCACGCCCUGCUGCACGGCCGCGGGGUUUGCCUGAACGAAAAGAGCUACCGCGAGCAAGUCAAGAUCGAGAGAGACUCCCAGGAGCAGGAGGACCCGACCACCUCUGAGAUGGCCGAGGAGACCUACUCCCCCAAGAUGUUCCGGCCCAAGCACUCUCGCAUCUCCGAGCUGAAGGCCGAGGCUGUGAAGAAGGACCGUAGGAAGAAGCUGACCCAGUCCAAGUUUGUGGGGGGAGCUGAGAACACUGCUCACCCCCGGGUCAUCGCUGCGCCUGAGAUGAGACAGGAAUCUGAGCAGGGCCCUUGCCGCAGACACAUGGAGGCGUCCCUGCAGGAGCUCAAAGCCAGCCCUCGAAUGGUGCCCCGUGCCGUGUACCUUCCCAACUGUGACCGCAAAGGAUUCUACAAGAGAAAGCAGUGCAAGCCUUCCCGUGGCCGCAAGCGUGGCAUCUGCUGGUGCGUGGACAAGUACGGGAUGAAGCUGCCGAGCAUGGAGCACGUGGAGGGGGAUUUUCAGUGCCACGCCUUCGACAGCAGCAAUGUUGAGUGAUGCGUCCCCUCCCCGUCCUCCCCUCACCCGAUCCCACCCCCAGCCCCAACUCCAGCCAGUGCCUCCCUCCACCCCAGGACGCCACUCAUUUCAUCUCAUUUAAGGGAAAAAAAAUACAUAUAUCUAUCUAAUUGA
Messenger RNA from Molossus molossus (Pallas's mastiff bat), 1660 nucleotides. It is a transcript of the gene IGFBP5, whose product is annotated as insulin like growth factor binding protein 5. Gene Ontology annotation, molecular function: insulin-like growth factor I binding; fibronectin binding; insulin-like growth factor II binding. Gene Ontology annotation, biological process: regulation of insulin-like growth factor receptor signaling pathway. Lineage: Eukaryota; Metazoa; Chordata; Mammalia; Chiroptera; Molossidae. Gene Ontology annotation, cellular component: extracellular region. Bases 710 to 1525 code for a protein of 271 amino acids. The record is from RefSeq and is a predicted model, not a curated record. The transcript has 4 exons.